Molecule: messenger RNA, 657 nt
Organism: Acaulospora morrowiae
Lineage: Eukaryota; Fungi; Glomeromycota; Glomeromycetes; Diversisporales; Acaulosporaceae
Source: the annotation of a GenBank genome assembly
AUGCCUCCAAGUAGCAUUCUAUCACUUAUAAAUGAAAAUUCUACAAAGGAAUUUCGAAUGGAAGAUUAUGACCUGAACCCUAAAACGGGUUUUCUUCCCUUAACACCACCUCUAGGGCGCCUACCUCAUAUUUACUAUGAGCCAUGGGAACAGCUGAUGGACAAUUUUCACGAUUUAAUCAGACUCAAUAAGCAGCAACAACCUUACCUACAUAAAAUACGCAAAAAUAUGCCUGAUCCACAUCGGAGAUUUCUCGAGGAUCUUUCCAAAGUUGCCAAUAUUCGUAAUUACAUUAUUUCGAGCUCGAACUAUGCAAUUUCUUCAUCAGGAGAAAUUAAUGAAAUAUAUGAUUUGGUUCAAGCAUAUAAUGAUUGUUUGACUCAAAUGAGGAAUUUUAGAAAUAAGCAUCUACAAAUAGUCAGCGCAUACAUUGUGAUCCAGGCAAAUCGCGAUAACUCACGCUUCAAAUCUAUUCCAUCAAAUAGCGAAGAUUCAAAGACGACUACCACAACUACCACGAUAAACCAAUCAACAAGCAAAAAGUCAACUAUUCCAAUUAAAAUGUUGCAAUCAAUCAAAGGUACUGGCGGAACAAACCUAAUUCCGUUUUUAAAACAAAUGAGAAAUGAGACAAAGGCUCAAGAAAUUCUGGAUUGA